GAUUUUCAGCCUUUUACAGUUCGUGUACUCAGUCGGAACUAUUUGAGGGGUGGGACGCGCUUCCGGAAGCUGUCAGCUGUGAACACCGCAUCAACUGCAAUGAAUUUUGAGUGGCCCUGGCAAUAUAAUUUCCCACCGUUUUUUACGUUACAGCCAAAUGUUGACACGAGGCAGAAGCAGCUGGCGGCCUGGUGCUCGCUGGCUCUGUCCUACUGCCGGCAUCAAAAGCUCUACACCCUGGACGUCAUGGAGGCGCAGGAAAGCCCCGUGUUCAACAACAAGAAGAUAGAACUCCCAGGAAAGCUAUCAAUGGAAGCUAUCCAGGUUGUGUUUGAGGAACUGAGGAAAAAAGGGAAUCUCGAAUGGCUUGACAAAAACAAGUCUCGGUGUUUAGUCAUGUGGAGACGACCGGAGGAAUGGGGCAAGUUGAUCUACCAGUGGGUUUCCAAAAAUGGCAUGGUCAACUCGGUUUUUACACUCUAUGAGCUGUCCAAUGGCGAUGACACAGAAGGGGAAGAGUUCCACGGUUUAGAGGAGUGGAUGCUGCUGCGCUCCUUACAGGCGUUGCAGACGGACGGCAAAGCAGAGAUCAUCACCAUGGAUGACGGAAAAGGGGUCAAAUUCUUCUGAAACGCUGCUGGAAUCCACACAACGUACUCUGCUGGCACAUUGGGAGCUGCGGCCAUCCGAUGCUGCACCGGGGGCCACCUGGACGCGCCGCCCUGUAGUUGUUGUCGUUGCCUUUUGGUUCAAAGCCUCCUCUUUCUGGAAGAGAACCAUUAUCAUUUCUGUGUGUCUGGGUGGGGGUAAAAAAAGAGCUGUCACCGGUGACAUUUGUUGCCAUUUUAAAACAUGCAAUGAGUAUCAGGGGACUAAUUUGUAUCGUAUCUGAGUUCUUAAAGGGGAAAGCUUUCCCCAAAAGCUGUAAACUUAACGUCUUCAUUCAUGUUUAAUGCAACUAGUUUUAUUUCCAUUCUCUGUGUUAACAUGUUUACUGUGUCGAAUUAGCCGUGGAGCCUAGCUUAGCCGUUCUUCCUCCGUUCCAACCACACGUCCCGAAGAAAUCCCACAACUCAACACCAGAGGGACUUUGCACUCUCAGCAUAAACACUUCCAGCAGAGGAGCGCCACAGAGACUUCAGCCAAACCUGGUUUGAGUGUAAUAUCAUAGGGCACUUCAUGUGCGGAUCACUAUCAUCCCCUCAUUGUGCUGUGGCUAGUCUGGCACACCUGUUUUGUCUCUCUCUUUCUCUCUUUUUUGUCCAGAUUCAACCUCUUUUUUUUCAUAUCCAGUAGGAAAAUAAAUUAGAAAUUUGUUACA
Menidia menidia (Atlantic silverside) is the source of this 1321-nucleotide messenger RNA. The record is from the annotation of a GenBank genome assembly. Lineage: Eukaryota; Metazoa; Chordata; Actinopteri; Atheriniformes; Atherinopsidae.